Molecule: messenger RNA, 499 nt
Organism: Uranotaenia lowii
Lineage: Eukaryota; Metazoa; Arthropoda; Insecta; Diptera; Culicidae
Product: gamma-secretase subunit pen-2-like
Exons: 3
Coding region: 106-411 (101 amino acids)
Biological process (GO): Notch receptor processing
Cellular component (GO): gamma-secretase complex
Source: RefSeq, a predicted model, not a curated record
UUUGUUUUGAUUUCGUUCAAGGAAUAUUUCACGACUUCCCUGAAUCCUCAAUUUUUAUUAGAAAUCUCUUAAUAUUUGAAAAGUAAUUUGCUCGAUAAGUUUAACAUGGACCUUAGCAGAGCUCCCAACGACCAAAAACUGUAUCUUUGCAAAUGGUACUUCAAAGUCGGAUUUGCACUACUCCCCUUCGUGUGGGCCAUCAAUACCUGCUGGUUUUUCAAUGAGGCCUUUCGGAAGCCGGCCUAUGACGAGCAGAAGGAGAUCAAGAAAUAUGUGAUAAUGUCCGGUAUCGGAUCGCUUAUGUGGCUGGUGGUCAUCCUCAGCUGGGUAACGACGUUCCAGCUGAAGCGAGCCGAUUGGGGUGACUUUGCCGAUAGUAUUAGUUUUAUCAUUCCUUUGGGGCGGGCUUAAGCUAACCGUGGCCGAACCAUUAAUUAAGAUUUUCAUUUAUAAAUAAAGUUUACAAGGACAAUUGUCUUAGAUCUAUUGCCAUCUAUAA